This is a messenger RNA of Anopheles maculipalpis, 1075 nucleotides long. Its product is annotated as phospholipid scramblase 1-like. The coding region runs from base 6 to 1037 and encodes 343 amino acids. Gene Ontology annotation, biological process: plasma membrane phospholipid scrambling. Gene Ontology annotation, molecular function: phospholipid scramblase activity. The transcript is spliced from 7 exons. The record is from RefSeq and is a predicted model, not a curated record. NCBI's taxonomy places the organism in Eukaryota, Metazoa, Arthropoda, Insecta, Diptera, Culicidae. Gene Ontology annotation, cellular component: plasma membrane.
UCAACAUGAAUCCACAGCAGCAACCACAAGCUCCGUAUGCACCGUACGCACCACAGUACCAGGGCUAUACGGACCAGCCAGGAUAUCCGCCGCCACAACCACAGGCAGGAGGUGGUGGUUAUCCUCCAGCACCGUAUCCACCGCCAGGAACGCAAAGUCCGCAGCAGGGCUAUUGGGGCUCUCCAUACCCGCCGGCCGCACCACAGGGAUACGGACAACCGCAACAGAUGUACGCACCAAACCAACCGUACGGCGGAGGUGGCUAUCAGCCCGUCAUGGUGCAGCCGGGCAUGCCAGGCCAUCCAGCACCAGUAAUGGUACAACCAGGUGGCUGGAUGCCUAUUCCGCAAGGGAUACCGAACUGUCCGCCCGGCUUGGAAUACCUUACUGCCAUUGAUCAGCUGCUCGUGCACCAGAAGGUGGAGUUGCUGGAAGCGUUCACCGGCUUCGAGACGGCCAACAAGUACACAAUCAAAAACACGCUCGGCCAAAAGGUGUACUGGGCGAUGGAGGAUACGGGCUGCUGCAACCGGAUGUGUUGCGGUGCUGCCCGUGCCUUCGACAUGAAGAUUCUCGACACGUACCAGAACGAGGUGCUGCACUUUAAUCGUCCGCUGCGUUGCAGCUCCUGCUGGUUCCCGUGCUGUUUGCAGACGAUGGAGGUGACCGCACCGCCGGGCAAUGUGAUCGGGUACGUCGAGCAGGACUGGUCCAUCCUAACGCCACAGUUUAGCAUUAAGGAUCAGAACGGUGAUACGGUGCUGAAGAUUUCCGGUCCAUUCUGUACGUUCAGCAUCUGUGGUGACGUCGAGUUUGAGGUACUUUCCACCAACGGAACGCAGGUGGGCAAGAUCAGCAAACAGUGGUCCGGAUUGGGUCGGGAAAUGUUUACCGAUGCGGAUCAUUUCGGUAUCAACUUCCCAAUGGAUCUGGAUGUGAGGGUGAAGGCAACCCUACUCGGGGCACUGUUUUUGAUUGAUUAUAUGUUCUUCGAAAAAUCCGGCAACAAGGAACAGGACCGACCGGGAAUGUUCUAAACAACUUUUGCUUCCACACGGUGUCGUGGUGGUUGUGU